Zerene cesonia (dogface butterfly) is the source of this 858-nucleotide messenger RNA. RefSeq names its product pancreatic lipase-related protein 2-like. NCBI's taxonomy places the organism in Eukaryota, Metazoa, Arthropoda, Insecta, Lepidoptera, Pieridae. Bases 1 to 858 code for a protein of 285 amino acids. The record is from RefSeq and is a predicted model, not a curated record. Gene Ontology annotation, molecular function: lipase activity. The transcript has 5 exons. Gene Ontology annotation, biological process: lipid metabolic process.
AUGUUUAAAAUUAUAUUAGUUUGUGCUGCCUUUGUGGCAUGUAAUGCUUGCGUAGCACAAUCCGUAGAACCUAAUAUAGAGAGACAAGGAACUCUGAACGUCUAUCUGGCGUACACGAGAACCAAUCCGCGGACACCUGAAAUAUUCAAUAGCACAUUAGAGUCAAUUGCGGAAACUUCUUUAAACUCAACUCGCAAUACCACAAUCAUUGUACAUGGCCACGAAGGAACAGCGUACACCAGUAUCAACCCAACUGUUAAGGAUGCUCUGCUAACGAACGAAGAUGUCAACGUCAUUGUAGUGGAUUGGUCCCAGUAUUCACUACAGAGUUACAGUAAUGCUGUGAGUGCUGUGCCCAGUGUAGGCACGAGCUUGGCGGAUUUAAUUGAGCAGCUUGUUCAGGCAAACGUCGCCACUCUGGAUACUGUACAUUUAGUUGGGUACGACCUUGGGGCGCAUGUUGCUGGUUACGCGGGAAGAGCUCUUAAUGGAGGCAUUGCAAGAAUUACAGGUUUAGAUCCAGCCGGCAAUCAAUGGGGAUCGAAUUCCCAGCGCUUGAACAGGGCAGACGCUAAAUAUGUAGAAGUGAUUCACACGGACACUGGCGGCAUGUUUCCUAAUGGAAUUGGAACUCCGAUGGGGCACGCCGACUUCUACCCUAACGGGGGUGAUAGCCAGCCGGGAUGCUUCCUAAAUAGGCCCUGCUGCCACAACCGUGCCUGGGAAUAUUUCGCUGCUUCGUUAGCAUACACACAUUUGCAAGGCAAUCAAUGUACUUCGUUGAGCCAAAUGGCCUUUAACAGAUGUAGAGGUUUUCUUUACCCGAUGGGCACGAAUUCUUUGGUAAAACUGGGGUAA